This is a messenger RNA of Pygocentrus nattereri (red-bellied piranha), 1594 nucleotides long. RefSeq names its product ankyrin repeat domain 54 (gene ankrd54). Lineage: Eukaryota; Metazoa; Chordata; Actinopteri; Characiformes; Serrasalmidae. The record is from RefSeq and is a predicted model, not a curated record. Gene Ontology annotation, molecular function: protein binding. The transcript has 8 exons. Bases 326 to 1273 code for a protein of 315 amino acids.
UUGUUAUUGGAGGGGAGCGCUAACAUGAAACAGACGACAUUUUGGCUCUGUGGCACAUUACCGAAUAGCUAAUCAUUAUCGAUAUUGAUCCACAGUGGGAAAGAUGGUUCCCUUGUUUCUCCACUGACAAAGUGUAGCAACUAAUACAGCCUACAGACGUGGGAUUUCUGUAAAACACCAAGGUACUGAGGAAGGUCGGUGCUCAUAUAUUCAGAUCUCGUGUCCAGCUAACUGAACAGGCUAACCUAUGAGGACUGCGUAACAGUGCUGGUGCGCUGAGUAAUGCAGGGAACCGGAAUUAUAUUUCUUAAAUGAGUUGGUGAGAAUGGACGGGUGGAGUCCCGUUGCUGGUACAGCAGCUUCUGACGACGAGCGGUCCAGCUCUGAGGGCGAAUACACGGUGAGGAGCUCGCCGCUGAAAGACUCCGAGCAGAGGGAGGAUGGAGCGCGGAUGGCCGUGGGAGCCUCGGGCGGGUUCGGCUUCUCCGGCUUGGACACCCUGAGUGCUCUGAGGUUGCACAGGACCGGGCAGUCCGCGGAGAAAAACAUUCGCUACCUGCACUCGCUAUGGGCGCCCGGGGCUCUGCUGCAGACGGACGCGGGAACUGGGAGCAAGCCGGGGAAGAUGACGGCGAGCCGUGCAAGAAGGCUUGGGAGGCUCCGGCGGAGUAUGGGACCCAUAGGAAAGGACCUUUAUGCUGUGAAAAGGCUCAGAGAAGCAGCCAAUGGAAACGAUAUUGACAUAGUUCGUAGAUUGCUGCAAGAUGGCAUUGACCCCUGCGCUGCAGAUGACAAGGGAAGAACAGCCUUACACUUCUCUUCCUGCAAUGGCAAUGAAAGCAUCGUUCAGCUCUUGCUAAGCUAUGGUGCUGACCCAAACCAGAGAGACAGUCUUGGGAACACUCCACUGCAUCUUGCUGCCUGUACCAAUCACGUGCCUGUCAUCACUACCUUACUGAGAGGGGGUGCCCGUGUAGAUGCUUUGGACCGUGCAGGAAGGACUCCUCUACACCUCGCCCGCUCAAAGCUCAACAUCUUACAGGAGGGAGAGUCGCGUAGCUUGGAAACCUUGCGAGGAGAAGUCACCCAGAUCAUUCAGAUGCUGCGGGAGUACCUCAAUGUGAUGGGGCAAAAUGAGGAGCGAGAGAAACUGGAGCAUAUUUCAUCUCAACUACAGCACACCCGCACUAAAGAACAGGUGGACGAAGUGACUGACUUGCUGGCCAGUUUCACGUCUCUGAGUAUACAGAUGCAGAAUAUGGGAGACAGGUAGAGAUGAUUGGAUGUGGGUGGAUAGUGGAAUAUGCUUACAAAAAGCUGAAUGGUGGUUAAAUGACAAAUAUCUGAGAUAUUUAUUAAUGUGUGACCAUAUGCUGUAGUUUUUUUUUUUUUUGACAGACUCUGUACAAAAGAGUAUGACUAAACGAACUGCCUUCACACCCAUGUUGUCCUGUGGAUAGAAAAAGAUUUUUAUGCCUUUCUGAUUUGAAUUGCAUGAUCUGUUUCCAGUCAUUACUGUUCACUGUAAGCCAUUUUUGUAAGUGAGUUGUUGAAACUGUUCCAGACAAUGACAAUAAAAGUGUCUUAAAAUUCA